Cantharellus anzutake is the source of this 2171-nucleotide messenger RNA. RefSeq lists its product as uncharacterized. The coding region runs from base 163 to 2004 and encodes 613 amino acids. The transcript has 5 exons. NCBI's taxonomy places the organism in Eukaryota, Fungi, Basidiomycota, Agaricomycetes, Cantharellales, Hydnaceae. The record is from RefSeq and is a predicted model, not a curated record.
UUCGGAGUCAGUUUCUUCGCCAGUGCUUUGAUUCAAGUACCAAUGAGCGCCAUUCUGCAUAUAAAUGUCAUAUGUGCUGCCUAAUCUCCUGAAGGCUCCUCCAUAGGCAUCUCAACCUGUUCUAUAACAUAGAAGCUGGAGUUAUCCGUGUUCUUGACCAUCAUGCCGGAGUUGAAUCUUACGACCAUGGCGACUCACACAGAGCAGUACAGUAACGUCGGUAGAGUACCGCCAGUGGAAGGUUCCAACAUCACCCUCCACUCCACGCACUCUUCCAUCUCUUAUUUGCCGCCUAUCAGUUGCUACAGAAGAAUAUUCUGGCGAUGCACACCCAAGUUUGAGCCAUGGUUACUCAACGACUACCUCGGGAGAGAUGGUCGACGACACUCGUUUCAUUCCGUGAGAAACGGUUUGGGUAGCGAGGCAAGUGAAGCCCGAGAAGUCCGUUUUUCCGUUCGAGCGAGAGCUGUGUAUGUUUGGGGAGCUCCUAGAAAACAGUUGUAUCCUUUCGGCUUCGCUCGGCAGGAGAUUUGCAUGAGCGAAUUUCUCUGUCAGCCGAUCGACAUUGAGAGUGCAUACUUUGAUGUCCCUGACGAGAGUCCCGCACUUAUAUGGUUUAUUGAAAAUCUCGAUCACCGUCGAACCCAUUCUUUCGCUCUCAGGCUCAUCGAACCUAAGGGUAGGAAUGAUCGUAUUAUGAGCCUCCAGGAAAUCGUCUAUGACUCCGUUAGGCAAGAAGAAAAACAUCACGAAAUUCCGAAGCAAGCAAUUUUGAUAAAUAGAACUAUCGAAAAUACCGACAGUGACAUCCACCUUACACCACCCGAGCACUGCGUCCGGUAUUGGUUUUUCUUUUCGUCAUGCACUAAGAGGUGGGAGACUAUUUCAUUCGGCGUUCUAGCGGAAGACGCCAACGGGUACAAUCGUCGAGUUGUCCAAGAAUCAUUUUCCCAAGUUCGAACUGUAUCCGCGUCUCCGUCGGCGGCAGACGUCCCUGAAGCAUCCUUCUGGUUCAAAGGUUCAGUCGUUUAUGUAUUUGGAGUGCCUCCGUCCCACAUUACUCUCCCACAUGCCGCUCAAGAGAUAUGCAUUGACGGAGCGUGCGAGUUUCUUGAUGUCCACGAAGCAUACCUCAAUCCGCGUAUUUCCGGUCAUCUUCAAGAUCAUGAUGCUGACUUGGCAGCGAGCGAGGCUGUGAGAUCCUCAAACACGUCACUCAACAUAAACUCCGUCCUUUCGCCGCAUCCUGAUGAACGUUCUGUACUCCUUUGGUAUGCAGGAGGUCUUCAAUGGAAUAUACCGCACCAUGUAUCUCUCCGGAUGAUUGAGAGGAAUCCUCCUAAGGGUGGGCGAGUGCGUGCGAUGACGAUCGAUUAUGUGGCGUACACAUCAGUCACAUUGCCUCCCAAACCCCCUGUCUUUGAUGACCUGAGGGGACUAUUAGAUGAAUUUCUUUACAUUAUCGUAUUGAUCGCUCUCGUGGUUUUGGUAGUUCGAUCAAUCAUGAAGUUGGUUCUCUCCAGGGGCGGCGUACGGCGUAGUCAUUACCAGCCUGUUCCGUCACAAGUCUCCCCUAAAAGGCCUGGCACUGGUGACCCAAGUCCAUCCAAUUAUGGGUACCCAGCAGGAGCCCCUAAUCCUCCAAAUGCCCUGAUAAAUGAAACGUCACCGCUUUCAUGGGUACCACCCCAACCCUACCUGCCGCAACUCUUGCCAGCCGAUGAGCGCGAAGUCCACACCCCCUACCCUGCCUAUUUUCUCAUCCCAUACCCAGCCCAGCAUGGUGCUCCGGUGAUUUACGGUACCUUUCAAGGCCCUCCCCCUUAUCAAUUGCCAAACUCCAGCCCAAGCACUGCUUAUUUUGCAAGUAGAGUGACUGAACAACGCAAUAACCGUUAUGAAGGUUAUGAGCCGUCACUGUCCGAUGCCGCUACUUUGGUGGACGCCAGCACUUCGGUUGAAGCCAAUAGUUCGGUCGACGCCGGUAGUUCCAGUAGUUUGUAGGUUCAGGUAUCCUCAGGAUCAGCGUCCCUUGGUGUCACCUCAUCGUCCGCUUUCUCUCAUUACAUUCUUGGAGCUCUACGUUGUACUUCGAUGAUUCUCUAUUUUCGCAGUCUGACGUUCCUCGCCCUGUACACAUAUCAACCCAAUAGCAUGAUGUUGGUUCCCAC